UACAUGUCAUCAGCAAGAUGAAGAGAGCGAUGCGGAUAAUGCGCGCCAUCCUUGUCCUCCUCAUCGCCGCUUCACCCGCCGCCGCCUCGCCCAGACGGUGCCAUCCCGGCGACAUAGCCGCCCUGGCGGCCAUCAGCAAGGCGUUCGGCAACUACUACUCGGCCUGGACGCAGCACGACUCCCAGUGCUGCGGCGGGGGCAUCCAUUGCGACCCUUUCACCGGCCGCGUCACCGGACUCUCCUUGUUCCAGGACGCAAACCUCACCGGCACUAUCCCCGACGCCGUCGCCGGCCUCGUCCACCUCGAGAGCCUCAUGUGGCACCACCUCCCGGCCAUUUCCGGGCCCAUCCCGCCGGCCAUCGCCAAGCUCUCCAACCUCUCCAUGCUGAUCAUCUCCUGGACCUCCGUCACCGGGCCCGUGCCGUCGUUCCUCGGCGCGCUCACCAAGCUCACCUUCCUUGACCUCUCCUUCAACUCGCUCACCGGCGUCAUCCCCGCGUCGCUCGCCGCCCUCCCCAACCUCAACGGCAUCAACCUCAGCCGCAACCGCCUCACCGGCGCCAUCCCCCCGCUGCUCCUUAGCAAGUCUCCUGACCAGGCCUACCUAGUGCUGUCGCACAACAACCUCACCGGCAGCAUCCCCGCCGAGUUCUCCACCUUGGGCUUCGCGCACGUCGACCUGUCGCGUAACGCCUUCACGGGCGACGCGUCAGCCCUCUUCGGCCGGGUAAAGGAACUGCAGAUCCUUGACCUGUCGCGCAAUACCUUCAGCUUCAACCUCUCCGGCGUGGAGCUGCCGGAGAAGAUCACCUCGCUGGACUUGAGCCACAACGCCAUCUACGGCGGCAUCCCGGCGCAGGUGGCCAACCUGAGCAACCAGCUGUUCUUCAACGUGAGCUACAACCAGCUGUGCGGCGCCGUGCCCACCGGCGGCAUCAUGGCCAGGUUCGAUGCCUACAUCUACCAGCACAACAAGUGCUUGUGCGGAGCUCCGCUUGCUAAUCUGUGCAAGUGAACAUGUGAUUAUCCAUCCUUCAGCAGAUUUCAAUUGUAAUCUUCAUCAAUUCCAAAGGAAUAAAUAAUAUGUUUA
Molecule: messenger RNA, 1091 nt
Organism: Setaria italica (foxtail millet)
Lineage: Eukaryota; Viridiplantae; Streptophyta; Magnoliopsida; Poales; Poaceae
Product: polygalacturonase inhibitor
Exons: 1
Coding region: 18-1016 (332 amino acids)
Molecular function (GO): protein binding
Source: RefSeq, a predicted model, not a curated record